This is a messenger RNA of Musa acuminata subsp. malaccensis (wild Malaysian banana), 1624 nucleotides long. Its product is annotated as benzyl alcohol O-benzoyltransferase. NCBI's taxonomy places the organism in Eukaryota, Viridiplantae, Streptophyta, Magnoliopsida, Zingiberales, Musaceae. The record is from RefSeq and is a predicted model, not a curated record.
CUACGAUCCACCCCCAAAUUCCUCCUCCGAGGUCAGACACGCCGCCGCCGCCUCCACCCCGUGGCAUCCAAGGAAGGGCUCUGUUUACUUCCGUCUUCCGUGCUCGUUCGUGUCGUGUAAUGGCGGCGCCGUCACCACCCACCUUCACCGUCCGCCGGCAGGAGCCCGUGCUAGUGCCCCCCUCCGAGCCCACUCCUCACGAAUUCAAGCGCCUUUCCGACAUCGACGACCAAGACGGUCUGCGUACCCACAUCCCCGUCAUCCAGUUCUACCGCAACAGCGUCCCCUCCAUCUCGACGACGGGAACUGGAGGAGGACAUCGCGACCCCGCUAAGGUGAUCCGCGAGGCCCUCGGGCGAGCACUCGUCUCCUACUACCCCUUGGCGGGACGGCUCCGGGAAGCCCCCGGAAGGAAGCUGGUGGUGGAGUGCACCGGCGAGGGGGUCUUGUUUGUCGAGGCCGACGCCGACAUCAGCCUCGAGCAGUUCGGAGAGGCGCUGCACCCGCCGCUCCCUUUCUUGGGCGAGCUCCUCCACGACGUCCCUGGUUCCGGUGGCAUCCUCCACUGCCCCUUGGUGCUGAUGCAGGUUACCCGAUUGCUCUGCGGUGGCUUCGUCGUGGCGCUCCGCUUGAACCACACCAUGGCCGACGGCGCCGGCCUGGGCCAGUUCAUGAACGCCGUCGGCGAGCUGGCUCGCGGCGCGGCCGCCCCGUCCGUAUCCCCUGUGUGGGCGCGCGAGCUCCUGGAGGCGCGCAUUCCUCCUCGCAUCACCUGCGUCCACCGUGAGUACGACCCUGUGCCGCCGUCCGACGCGAGGGGCCCCGCCACCACCAUCGUCCCGCUUGACGACAUGGUGCACCGCUCCUUCUUCUUCGGCAGAGCGGAUGUCGCCGCGUUGAGGAGGUGCGUGCCUCCCCACCUCCGCGACAGAUCCACCUUCGAUAUCCUGACCGCGUGCCUAUGGAGGUGCCGCACGAUCGCCAUCAGCCCCGGCGACGAAGAGGAGGUCCGCGUCCUCUUCAUCGUGAACGCGCGUGCGAAGCGCUUCGCCGGCCUGGGCCUGCCGGCCGGGUACUACGGGAACGCGAUCGCCUACGCGACAGCGAUCUCCACCGCCGGCGAGCUGUGCGCGAGGCCCGUGGGCUACGCCCUGGAGCUGGUGAAGGAGGCCAAGUCGAUGGUGACGGAAGAGUACAUGCGAUCGGUGGUGGACCUGAUGGUGCUGCGUGGACGGCCGCACUACAAGGUGCGGGGGUCGUACCUGGUGUCGGACGCGACUCGCUCCGGGCUGGAGCUGGUGGAUUACGGGUGGGGGAAGCCGUUGUACGGCGGGCCGGCAUGGGGCCGAGUGGCGAGUUUCCACUUCCGUUUCAGGAACAGCAAGGGGGAGGAAGGGGUGGUGGUUCCCCAUUACCUACCCCGCACGACCAUGGACAAGUUCGCCAUGGAACUGCAGAAACUAAUCGAGGAAGCUCCUCCGACGAUGAGGAGUUCACUGUAGUAAAAACUGGGACGACGUACUGCAAAUAAUUUUGUUAUCACUAAAUUACUAUUAUUAUUAUCUGAAUCGUAAAUAGAUAAAAAGUCACGAAUAAUAAUGUGAUGUAGGUGAUAACAGUUAAA